Cebus imitator (Panamanian white-faced capuchin) is the source of this 1953-nucleotide messenger RNA. RefSeq names its product guanylate-binding protein 6. NCBI's taxonomy places the organism in Eukaryota, Metazoa, Chordata, Mammalia, Primates, Cebidae. Bases 12 to 1913 code for a protein of 633 amino acids. Gene Ontology annotation, molecular function: GTPase activity; GTP binding. The transcript is spliced from 10 exons. Gene Ontology annotation, biological process: defense response to Gram-positive bacterium; defense response to protozoan. The record is from RefSeq and is a predicted model, not a curated record.
UGGCAGUUGCCAUGGAAUCUGUACCCAAAAUGUUGGCUCCCAUUUGCCUGGUGGAAAACAACAAAGAGAAGCUGUCGGUGAACCAGCAAGCUAUACAGAUUCUUGACCAGAUUUCUCAGCCAGUGGUGGUGGUGGCCAUUGUUGGACUGUACCGUACAGGCAAAUCCUACUUGAUGAACCAACUGGCAGGACAGAAUCAUGGCUUCCCUCUGGGCUCCACGGUGCAGUCUGAAACCAAGGGCAUCUGGAUGUGGUGUGUGCCCCACCCCUUCAAGCCAAACCAUACCCUGGUUCUUCUGGACACCGAGGGUCUGGGCGAUGUGGAAAAGGGUGACCCUAAGAAUGACUCCUGGAUCUUUGCCCUGGCCGUGCUCCUGUGCAGCUGCUUUGUCUACAACAGCAUGAGCACUAUCAACCACCAGGCCCUGGAGCAGCUGCAUUAUGUGACGGAGCUCACAGAACUAAUUAAGGCAAAGUCCUCCCCAAGGCCUGAUGGAGUAGAAGAUUCUACCGAGUUUGUGAGUUUCUUUCCAGAUUUUAUUUGGACUGUACGAGAUUUCACUCUGGAGCUGAAGUUGAACGGUCAUCCUAUCACAGAAGAUGAGUACCUGGAGAAUGCCUUGAAGCUGACUCAAGGCAAGAAUCCCAAAAUUCAAACAUCCAAUUUGCCCAGGGAAUGCAUCAGGCAUUUCUUUCCAAAACGGAAAUGUUUUGUCUUUGACCGGCCAACAAAUGAUAAAGACCUUCUAGCCAAUAUCGAGAAGGUGUCAGAAAAGCAACUGGAUCCCAAAUUCCAGGAACAAACAAAUAUUUUCUCUUCUUACAUCUUCACGCAUGCAAGGACCAAGACCCUCAGAGAGGGAAUCAUGGUGACUGGGAAUCGUCUGGGAACUCUGGCAGUGACUUAUGUAGAUGCCAUCAACAGUGGAACGGUACCUUGUCUGGAGAAUGCAGUGACAACUCUGGCCCAGCAGGAGAACUCAGCAGCCGUGCAGAGGGCAGCCGACCACUAUAGCCAGCAGAUGGCCCAGCGGGUGAGGUUCCCCACAGACACACUCCAGGAGCUGCUGGAUGUGCACACGGCCUGUGAGAGGGAAGCCAUUGCCAUCUUCAUGGAGCACUCCUUCAAGGAUGAAAACCAGGAAUUCCAGAAGAAGCUCGUGGAAAUCACAAUGAAUAAGAAGGGGGAUUUCUUGCUGCAGAAUGAAGAGUCAUCUGUUCAAUACUGCCAGGCCAAACUCAAUGAGCUCUCAAAGGCCCUAAUGGAAAGUAUUUCAGCAGGAAGUUUCUCUGUUCCUGGAGGGUACAAGCUCUACAUGGAAACAAAGGAAAGGGUUGAACAGGACUAUUGGCAAGUGCCCAGGAAAGGAGUAAAGGCAAAAGAGGUCUUCCAGAGAUUCCUGGAGUCACAGGUGGUGAUAGAGAAAUCCAUCUUACAGUCAGAUAAAGCCCUCACUAAUAAAGAGAAGGCAGUAGCAGUGGAUCGGGCCAAGAAGGAGGCAGCUGAGAAGGAACAGGAGCUUUUAAAACAGAAACUGCAGGAGCAGCAGCAACAGAUGGAGGCUCAAGAGAAGAGUCUCAAGGAAAACAUAGCCCAGCUGAAAGAGAAGCUGCAGAUGGAAAGAGAACACAUACUGAGAGAGCAGAAUAUGAUGCUGGAGCACAAGCUGAAGGUCCAAAAAGACUUGCUUGAUGAAGGAUUUAGGAAGAAAUCUGAGGAGAUGAAUGCAGAGAUAAGUCAAUUGAAACAUGUGAUCGAUACUACAAAAAAUGAUGAUACUCCCUGGAUUGCACGAACCCUGGACAAACUUGGGGAUGAGCUAACUUCAAUAUUGUCUGCUCCUGCUAAAUUAAUUGGUCAGGUUGUCAAAGGUGUGAGCUCAUUAUUUAAAAAGCAUAAGCUCCUCUUUUAAGGACAUUAUAAAGUUUCUCACCCUGCCUUUCAGAUCUGUU